This is a messenger RNA of Sporothrix brasiliensis 5110, 1374 nucleotides long. RefSeq lists its product as uncharacterized. Gene Ontology annotation, cellular component: cytoplasm. Lineage: Eukaryota; Fungi; Ascomycota; Sordariomycetes; Ophiostomatales; Ophiostomataceae. The record is from RefSeq and is a predicted model, not a curated record. The transcript has a single exon. Bases 1 to 1374 code for a protein of 457 amino acids. Gene Ontology annotation, molecular function: protein binding.
AUGGCAUGUGACCAGCUCAGCUUUGAGACAUUACACGGUCAGGUCGAUGGCUUCGCAAGGGAUACAAUGGUGGCUGCAGCAGGGACAAGAUACGCAAAUGUCGCCCGAUUGCUAAUAGAUGCUGGUGCAGAGGUCGAUUCGAUGGACGACCACAACCUGACGCCCUUUUACUAUGCCAUCAAGCAUGGCUGCAACAUUACCGCCCGGCUUCUUCUUCAAUUCGGAGCGAAUGUCAAUACUGUGGGUAACUCGGGCCAAACUCCGGUGGACGUGGCCACUACCAGAAGCGAGGAAGCCACCGUACGAUGGUUGCUUGAGGCUGGAGCAGAUAUCAUGAUACAUGAUACAACUCGCCGGUCACUCUUUCGAUGGUCCAUCCUCACGGGGGAAGAAAAACUUGUGCAGAUGCUGCUCGAUGCCGGUACAGACGUGGCCAUUGCGAAUACAACCGAUGAGGUCGGUGUAAGUCCAUUUCACUUGGCCAUCCUCGAAGGUCGGAAUUCUGUUAUACAGAUGCUGCUCGAUGCUGGCUUAGACACGAAUAUGCUCGACGGGUUUGGUGGAACGUCGCUUACGACAGCCAUCCGCCAUGACCUCGAUUCUAUUAUAAAGAUGCUGCUCGAUGCUGGUGCCGAUCCAAAUUUAGUCGACAGCUUGGGUUCAAGUCCCCUUGACACAGCCAUACGCAACAGUCGAGAUUCUGUUAUACAGAUGCUGCUCGAUGCUGGCGCCCAUCCAAAUAUGACCGACGAGUCGGAUAAAAGCCCGCUUGACUGUGCCAUCGUCGAGGACCGGGAUUCAAUUGUACGAAUGCUGCUCGAUGCCGGAGCGGAUCCGAAUGCAGCCGGCGACUUGAACAGAAGUCCGCUUGAAGUCGCCGCCUGCGAUGGCCGGGUUUCUGCUAUGCAGAUUUUGCUCGAUGCUGGAGCUGACCCGAAUGCAAAAGAAUCUCUAGGAUUAAACCAUCUUACAGCAGCAGUCCUCAAUGACAGUGAAUCUGUUUUACGGGUUCUGCUCGAUGCAGGUGUUGAUCCGAAAGUGAGCGACAUGCCAGGCUUAACUCUGCUUGAAUUAGCCGCUUUACGCGGCCGGGAAUCUGUGGUCCGCAUUCUGCUCGAUGCUGGUGCCGAUCCGAAUGCUAGCGAUGGUCAACAAAUGCGAUCGCUUGGAGCAGCCGUCUCCCAAGGCCGGGAAUCUGUGGUGCGGAUGCUGCUCGAUGCUGGUGCCGAUGUCACAUUGUACGGUGAGGGACUGCUUCUACUAGCCAAAUCCCGAGGCCAAGAUUCGAUUGUACGGAUGCUGACCGAGGCUGGUGUGGAUGUGGGACUGGACGACGUUGAUGGCGUGAAUCUUCCUCAAAUUGCUCAUAGCUAG